Molecule: messenger RNA, 1747 nt
Organism: Toxoplasma gondii ME49
Lineage: Eukaryota; Apicomplexa; Conoidasida; Eucoccidiorida; Sarcocystidae
Exons: 4
Coding region: 372-1172 (266 amino acids)
Source: RefSeq, a predicted model, not a curated record
CAUCGGCUGCGGCAAUUUCCAAAGCAAGACCUCAUCAAACACAUCCAAGCACCUUACGUCAAACGACGUUCGGCCGUGUACGCUACUAGGUCACGGCUUAGUUACCAGAACAACGGCAUCUCAGUCACCUUCUGAAAGUUAUUUGGUACUCUCGUGUUUCUGCAGCACCUGGUGCGGAUGGUAGUAUCUAGUGUUGCACCAUUAAAAACUGUAACUUGAGAUGGAAUCGCGCCUGCAGCUGUUCAAGCUUAUCCCCCUCACACAUUAGGUUUUUGGCUGGCAACCGUGAAAGCUGGAAGACACAAGCGGUGUCGUCAACACGUCGCGCAAUAUACGGGGGAGUGUAGUGCUGCUGGCGGACUGUCGACUGCAUGCAUUGCAGUAACUCCGGCGACAGUCCCUUUCACCCGCUCUCAGCUGGUUUUCUUCGAACUGGGCGUAUCCAGUUCCGUUGUUGUUUCUACGGCUCCAGUGCGUUGCCUCUCGCCCAUAUUAUACACUUUUUUCUUGAAGGACCUUCUGUGCACCGUCUUUUUCCAGUGGUAUUUAGCACAAUGCUUCGCUCUUGUGCGCGGCUCGCAACGGCGGCCGCUGCGGGCCCGGCAAGGGCAGCCGCUCGCUCAACCGCCGAAGUUCCGGAUGUUCUUGUUACCUUUGGAACCCAGACUGAGAAAAUCACCUUUGUCAGCCACCCAGGCGUCAUGGCCGUUUCCAAGCUUCUGGAGAUGGACUACCUUACCGAGCACCGAGCAAUCCUUACACAGGAGAACGUCGACGCCAUCCGCGAGUACGACGAAGAACUUGCGAACAAGGCGCAGAUUGCCGUCGACAACAACAUCCCGGUGAACUUUCAGAGCCUCGAUUACUUCGACCGACAGGAAUUUGUUGAAAUGCACAAGAAGGAAGAGGCUCUGCUGAAGAAAGCUCGCGAAGAUGUUCUCGCCGCUCCACGAGGACAGUACACAGUCCCCAGCUACGUGGCAGAUUACUCACCUAUUGAGAUUCCACGCAAGUAUCGUACCGACCUCGAGCUGACCGAGGAGAUGGUUAAAGUGGAUCCGGCUCUUCGCAUGCAAACAGAAUUACGAGACAUAAUCACGGACUACCUCGUCGGCGGAAAGAGCAAGGCAGCUGCCUCUGUGACUGGCGGCGAGAAGAAACAGAUUGCGUGAAAGCGUCUGUUUCUCCAGUCAGAUAAAGGUCUACCCGAUGCUCUUUUUGCAAUGUUAAAAUAUCUGAUCCCUCACCAGUAUCGAUUCUUUUUUUUUGUUAAGCUGUUUGAUGAGGCAGAGAAAUCAAACGUGGCUAUACUUCGGUCUCUGGGGUGUCUGCAACACCCUCGCAACCGUUCACUCCUAGCACGACUUCAGUCCGUGCAACAGGAAACAGACAAGCGCUGAACUGCCUUUCAACGAACUCACGUCCAGUGUAACACUCUAAAAUGUCUCAAAGGAUGUGACACUCUCAAGUCAUUGCACUGACAUCGAGCUGGCGCGACGGUAGGAAGUGGCUGUGUUAAAAGUGGCUGUGUUAAAACGACCUGCACCUGGGAAUCCACAAGCCGAGUCAGCUACAACUGUGCUGCCACUCGUGAUUCUGGUAAUUGGCAUUUGACCGCCAAUUGACUCGUUUCCGCGAGACGGUCUUCUUGGACAGCUUUUUCGGAGUGAAUUCUUUCGUUUCUGUUCGUUAGUCACUAAGAACAGAGGGUCGAAGAAGACUAGAGACGAACAGGAUAUCGACAGUA